Moneuplotes crassus is the source of this 931-nucleotide messenger RNA. The record is from the annotation of a GenBank genome assembly. NCBI's taxonomy places the organism in Eukaryota, Ciliophora, Spirotrichea, Euplotida, Euplotidae.
UGAAAAUGGAAUGCAAAUCUAGUGCCAAGAAGGUUAAGGCAUUGAAGAAGAAAGUUGUAGUAAAGAACAAAAAGAAAGUCAAGCCAGCCAAGGCUGUGAAGAAGGUAGAGCCACAACCAGAGGUGUUGUUCCCUCUAAUCACUUAUUCAGACCUUGAUGAUUCGAUUGAAAAUCACCUGAAGCAACUACCUCCAGAUGCUGUAGCAAGAACCUUGCUUAAACAAGUAGACGAUGGCGACUAUGAAGAAUAUGAUGAGCAAGAUGAAGACGAAGAAGAGAAAGAUGAAGGAUUCGAAGACUGAAGCCUCACUCUUGAUUUUUAUGAUCCCUUCGUCUCAGAGAUUCUUGAUAAGGAGUUCAGCCUUAAUCAUAUUAAAGAGCUCUACCUUGAUUCCCUUGAAUUUGUGAAUUCACAAGUGAGAACAUUGUUAAAGAAAGGAUUAGUUAGUGUAGAUGAACUCUAUCUGAAUAAAAAGUGAAAUCCUACUUAUGUUUCCUCAAAGGUUGACCUGGAGUAUUACUUUCCAACACUAAAGAAAGAGUUGCAUAAGGUAAAGAAGAGCAUACUCUUUGGAUAUUUUAAUAUUGAUGUGGGGCAGCUUAAUGAAUUAAUGAAAGAAAGCUCGCAUUUGGAAUUCAUCUCAUUCAAUUGUUGCAAAGUUGUACUCAACGAGACACUUGAUUUCCAACUUACAGGCGAUAAGCAAUACCAAACAAAAGUUAUUGCCCUCACUGGAUGUGGGAAGGAUUUCAAUGGAGGAUCUGUUGACGAAGUUGGUCUCAAGCAUUUUAUUGAAGCUAUAUCAAAAUGCUCACUGAAAGACUCUUUGAAACAAUUAAGCAUCACAUGGUGAAACAUCAGUAAGGAAACAGCAUCUGAAUAUCUUGAAGAGUUUGGAAUGGGCCAUAUAGCAGUGUGGGCUUAGACUUA